AUGUUGACCUUUGGACACAUUAGAAGGUCCAAAUCACCCUCUGAUGAUAAACAAUUAAGACAUUCCGAUUGGCAUGCCUCUGUCUACUCCGAAGGUAUUCAUUUUCCCUCCUCGUGUCUAAACCAUUCUUCGCUCAGGCGGCAAUGUGAAAAUCGUCUGUGGGUCACGAGUUGAUUCCUUCGACUUUGACCUCCUCUGUGUGGCCUCUAAUUCCAAGUCAAUUUUCCUGACAAGUCAUUCUGGGAAGGUGCUCGCCUACAGCAAGGCAUCCGGCAGCUGUGAGGAGCUGCCGCUCCCAGUAGUUAAAAGUUUCGCCGCAAAUGACGAAGAACUGUUCGGUGUAACAGGUUCCAUCUCCUGCCAGGACUUAAAUAGACCCCUUUAGAUGACAAUUUUGUGUUCUCUGUACCCGCUUCAAUGACUGAAAGCGGCAAGAAAGCACAUCUCAGCUUCCCGCUCUCUGUGAAAGUGAAAUCUGUGGCCUGUGGUGCUGGCUUCGCUGUCUUCUUAACGCCAUCUGGAGUCCUCUUCAGCAAAGGCAUCGGGAGGUAAUUGAUCUGAGUAGCACACUGUUAUCGCUAGUCGCGGCCAACUAGGUCAUGGUGAUCUGGAGUCGAGGGACACACCGGAAAUAAUCUCAGCUCUUCAGCCGGUGACCGUCGUCUCAAUUGCCUGCGGUCUCUGGCACUGUGCCUGCCUGUCAGGUUGGGUGGAGUAUUUCGCCUCUAACCUGGCUUUUUUCCCCUAGACGUGGGUGAUGUCUACACUUGGGGCUCUAACGAGUACGGCCAGCUGGGACUGCCUUCAUUGAACCUGGAAAAGUCGCGCAGCGGCAACGAUCCGACCUUCUUCUCGGAGUCCGCGGUCAACGUUUGUGCUCUUCCCUCUCCUGUCGAUCUCCCGAGUGAUGCUAAUGUCACUGAGGUAUGCUUAUUCUGCAGUUUCCGCCACAAAUUAGCGUGAAAUCCACUGCCAUUACUACUACUACUACUACCACUUUGGUAGUGUUAGUAGUUGUUGUUGUGUACUACGUGUAGUAGUGCAGCAGCCAUCUGUAUAUCUGCAGUUAACUCCACCCACUAAUUUGUCGAAAUUCGCAAUUGUAACUAAAAAGUCUCUCGUAAAACUCAAUUCAGUAAAAACAGAAUAGCACUUCUUUAUACUACGGUAAGGGAAACUUUCCGUUUUGUCAUCCACGGAUAAAGCAACAACUGCACUGUUCAUGACGUAAAGGAAUUUUGAUUUGUUUACUCCCCUUCCCCACGCCGGUACCCUCGCGAGUGCGCGGUAGGAUAAAUCGUUCGUGGGAUAAUGAAGGCAAUGUCAGAUGCAGACAUCCACCAGCUCUGAAUAUUUCUGAACCAGUACUUAUCUCUUCCCCCCUCCCCCCCCCUCCGAGUAGAUAUAUCGCCCGACUGCCACACCCUGUUCACGCGAAUGUGGUUCCCUGUUUGGGACGAACCAGCACCAGUGGCAUCCCCGUUUACUCAAUAUCUGUUGUUUCAGCCAAAGGCGCACGCCUAAUUGGUCAGUAUUCUUAUGCUUUUGCCAUCGGUUGGUGGCUCUGCAUGACUUCCUGUUUAGGGCUCAGGAACUUUCGUCCAAUUUUAUAUUAUAAUAAACUUAAAUUAGUUACAGCUGCCUCGCAGGCAUUCAGCAUAAUUGCGCGCGAUGGCAACGCAACGGACAAACGGUAACCAAUUAACGGACGUGUCAGAUCUAGUGUCUCGAUAAAUAGAUGUCAUCCGUAUAUCUACUCAAUAUCUAUUUCUACUAGGGCCGUCUUACAGUUAGAUGCAGGAACUUAUGACACUGGAGGCACUGAAUGACUUAAACACGUAUUUGGCACCCUCCGCCAAAAUCCACGCUGAUUUCAUUGUUGCCUCGCGUCACAGAAGACGGUUAUAAAGAAUAUAGAGGUGCAUGCAACAACUGCACCGCAUCUGUUGCUGGUUGCUCUCUUUCUUAGACUCAGCGCCCCAGCAACUGCUCUAACGGCAUCCACCAGUAUUUUAUGGUAGUCCUCGUCAGAUAUGGCAUUUAUAUUCGAACUAGCCGAUAUUAGGAUGGGCAUGGUCGCCUUCGGAGACAAUUGCGAAAACUGCUCGUCCUUAAUUAAUCUACGAACAGAAACCGACAAGACAACGAACCCGUGGCUCAGUGGUUAGCGGCGUCGGACUUCUAACUAACAGGUGGUGGGAUCGAGCCCCAGAUGUUCCACACUUCGGGUUGGGUAUGACUGGCUGACGACGGCUAAUAAGCCAGAAAUGGCCAUUCCAGUUUCCCUUUUCUUUGCCGGUAAUACCCAACUGGUCGUUGUCCUGCAGGUAACAGUGUGAUAGAGCACCAGUCGCGGAAACUGAAAAUUCCGACCGUUGCUUAUUUGACGAUGGGUGAUCGGCCGCUCCUUCUUUCACUUUAUCCCAUUUUCUGUCUUGUGGCCUUUUUCCCAUCGAGAUUGCUUGCGGCAGUAGGCACACCGCCUGCCUCACAGAGACUGGCGAGCUCUUCACCUUCGGCUGGAACGGUGCCGGCCAGCUGGGCUUCCAACCGAAAUUUUCGAGUCCGGAGGAGGCUGCUGGACAGUAUUCGCACAUAUUUGCUUCGGAUAAACCCCAGCGCGUGGACUUGGACCUGAGCGGUCAGAGGGUCGAUUUAAAGGUGGCUUGUGGCCAAUGGUCCACGUUCAUGUACAGACAACCGUCCCUUUAG
Molecule: messenger RNA, 2712 nt
Organism: Spirometra erinaceieuropaei
Lineage: Eukaryota; Metazoa; Platyhelminthes; Cestoda; Diphyllobothriidea; Diphyllobothriidae
Source: the annotation of a GenBank genome assembly